Molecule: messenger RNA, 528 nt
Organism: Rotaria sp. Silwood1
Lineage: Eukaryota; Metazoa; Rotifera; Eurotatoria; Philodinida; Philodinidae
Source: the annotation of a GenBank genome assembly
AUGAAAUCUUAUCAAAAUAAUUCAAAUCCAUUUUUAUAUGCUAAUAAAUGGUCACAACUUAUUCACAAUUGGAUAUCAAAAUUAAUUAAUAUAAAAAAUCAUUGGUUGGAUGAAUUAAAACAAUAUCCGAAUAAGCCAAGUCGCUUUCGUGCUACAAUUUAUACUGUUGGAUGGACACCACUCAUUAUCGGUCUUUUAUUUAUUUCUCUAAAAUUAACAAUUAUCAGUCAACCAUUAUUAAUUAUAUAUUUGAUGGACUUCUUUGAGCCAUGUUCUAUUAUGUCUAUUGAAUUAUUGUAUUAUUUAAUUGAAAUAUUUGCUAUGGAGAUGCGUGUUGAUUAUCAUGGUUUGAUCUAUCGUAAAGUUCUUCGUUUAUCAAGUAGUUGUUUAAAUGCAUUUAGUUCAGGUGAGAUAACUAAUGUAUUCUCAAAUGAUGCUAGUCAAAUUGAACUAAUUCGGGGUUCUUUGAAUUAUCUAUGGGUAAUUUAUAUUAAAAGAUUUUAUCGUAAUAUACAUAUCCUAUUUUAA